This is a messenger RNA of Pistacia vera, 634 nucleotides long. Its product is annotated as non-specific lipid-transfer protein 2-like. The record is from RefSeq and is a predicted model, not a curated record. NCBI's taxonomy places the organism in Eukaryota, Viridiplantae, Streptophyta, Magnoliopsida, Sapindales, Anacardiaceae. Gene Ontology annotation, biological process: lipid transport. The coding region runs from base 44 to 325 and encodes 93 amino acids. The transcript has a single exon.
CACAAACACACAAAAGCAUCUGACCAUCCAAACUUAAGUGAAAAUGAAGGCAUCAAAUGCAGCAAUUUGCACUCUUCUAGUGCUGAUACUAAUGGCUGAAGCACAGGUUUCAAAGGCAGUGACAUGCAGCCCAACACAACUGAGCUCUUGUGUGAGUGCCAUCACAUCUAAAACUCCACCAUCUAAACUAUGCUGCAGCAAGAUCAAGGAGCAGAAACCUUGUCUUUGCCAGUACCUCAAGAACCCGAACCUGAGGAAGUUUGUCAACACUCCAAAUGCAAGGAAGGUUGCCAGCACUUGUGGCACUCCCUUCCCGAAGUGUUAGAUUUAUUACCGUUUGUAACCUUUGAAGGUCUUUUCUUUGCAUUUCUCUCUGCUGCAUGCACCUUGUUACAUAAUCUUAAGAGAAGAGAAUAUUGGAGAGAAAUUAAGAUAAAAUAUUAUUAUUAGUAUUGUAAGUCUGGUGUGGUGGUACAUCUAAGUGUAGUAGAGGCAUUUGUGGUUAUUCUCAUUAUGUUUUGAGUCAUGGUGUCUCAUGUCACCAGUGUCAGUCUUUGGUGUGGUUCUGUUGUAUACUAGCAGUUGUUGCAAUGGCAGUAUUUAUAAUGAAAUUUAAUUAUCAGUGUCGUCUCUA